Molecule: messenger RNA, 1903 nt
Organism: Asparagus officinalis (garden asparagus)
Lineage: Eukaryota; Viridiplantae; Streptophyta; Magnoliopsida; Asparagales; Asparagaceae
Product: protein NRT1/ PTR FAMILY 5.8-like
Exons: 5
Coding region: 255-1826 (523 amino acids)
Biological process (GO): transmembrane transport
Cellular component (GO): membrane
Molecular function (GO): transmembrane transporter activity
Source: RefSeq, a predicted model, not a curated record
GGUUCGAAGCCCAACCAUAGCCUGCCGUGCUCUUAUACUCGUAGCUUUGUAUCAAGCCCUCAUCCAUGAGAUUUAUCUGCAGAUUACAGAGGACAUCACAGGCCACUAAGGAUAAUGCACCAUGAAACAUGAUGUGCUAAUCCUGCAGUCACAUACUUUUAUGAAAAGCACCUUUUGCGUAUAACUCUGGUGUGGGUAUUGUUUUUGGUUGCUUGAAUUGCAAUUGGCAUAGCACUAAAAUUUUCUCUCUUACAAUGGAUGUAGAAGAAAAGAGAUCAACAAGCCUUAGCAAGUCAAGUAUUCUCAUCAUAGUUGUGGCAAGUGUGGAGAGAUUUGCAUAUAAGGGAGUAGCUUCAAACAUGGUAACUUACUUGACUGAUGUGGUGAAGUUGAGCACAUCUUCAGCUGCGAAGAGUGUCAGCAGUUGGAGCGGAGUAACGUUGAUGCUUCCCCUUAUAAGUGCAGUGCUCACUGAUUCUUACUGGAAUCGAUAUUCUGCUAUUGUAGCAUCGUCCAUGCUCUAUAUUGGGGGACUUCUGGGAUUGACACUAUGGACAAUACUAUUUUCACACAUGCCAACCUCUUCCCUGUUUAUCCCUCUCUACUUGAUUUCUGUAGGCCAAGCUGGUUACAAUCCAUCAUUGCAAGCAUUUGGUGCAGAUCAAUUGGAGUUAGAUGAUGAUCACCAUGAGGAAAGCAAAACCAGCAGAAAGAAGAGCUUGUUCUUUCAAUGGUGGUACUUUGGCCUUUGCAGUGGUAGCCUCUCAGGGAACUCCCUCAUGUCUUAUAUCCAAGAUACCAUAGGUUGGGGAUUGGGGUUUGCUAUCCCUACCAGCGCAAUGAUUUUAUCCGUGAUAUGCUUCUUAUCUUGUGCACGUUUCUAUGUAUAUAAGAAGCAUCUCAAUGUUAGCAGUCCAUCUAAUCAAAACAUCGUCCAAGCUACAAGGGUUGCUAUAAAGAAUAUCAUUAAUCUAAAGCUAGGCUUACGACCAAGAGAUGACCUACACGAACUAGAGUUACAAGAGAAACCUCUGAAGGAUGAUUUCAAUGCUUCAAAAAACAGCGACACAAACUUCAAAGAGAAUGAUGAAACAUUCACUGUUGCUAAAAAGAUGCUGAGGCUUUUCCCUAUUUGGAUAAUGCUCCUAAUGUUUGGAGUUAUCUUUCAACAACCACUAACCUUCUUCACAAAGCAAGGCAUGGCAAUGAAGCACACAUUCAGAAGCAGCUUUGUGAUCCCUCCAGCGACACUACAGAGUGCGAUAACUCUUUCCGUUAUAUUGCUUAUGCCAUUAUAUGAUAAGCUUAUAAGUCCCAUACUAAGUUUGAUAACCCGCAGUGAGAGAGGCAUCAGUGUUCUCCAAAGAAUGGGGAUUGGCAUGGUACUCUCCAUUCUCGCCAUGAUUGUUGCUGCAAUUGUAGAGACAAAGAGGUUAGAAUUUAGUAAGAAAGAACCCGAACAUGAAAUAUUAAGCAUCUUCUGGUUGUUACCUCAAUAUAUUCUCGUAGGGAUCUCUGAUGUAUUUACGGUAGUAGGAAUGCAAGAGUUCUUCUAUACAGAAGUACCUUCGACAAUGAGAACUAUCGGUAUAGCGCUGUAUCUCAGUGUAUUUGGAGUGGGAAGCCUCCUAAGUGCGUUACUAAUCUCAGUGGUUGAGAUGUUCACUGGUACAGAUAAUAGUUGGUUCUCUGAUGAUAUGAGUGAAGCUAGGCUGGAUAAAUACUACUGGUUUUUGGCUCUGUUGGCUCUUAUUAGCUUCCUCACAUUUGUAAAGUUGUCUAGGAAUUAUGAUCAUUCCAAUGCUUCUACUAGUGACGGCCAAUGACGAAGCAUUGUUGAUAGAGUUCAAAUAGUACAGAGAGCUUUAAGUGUGUUACAAUUUGAUAAGUUUUUUAUCUUAAA